Haliaeetus leucocephalus (bald eagle) is the source of this 7872-nucleotide messenger RNA. It is a transcript of the gene KDM4A, whose product is annotated as lysine (K)-specific demethylase 4A. Lineage: Eukaryota; Metazoa; Chordata; Aves; Accipitriformes; Accipitridae. The transcript has 20 exons. The annotation marks the transcript as partial. Gene Ontology annotation, biological process: chromatin remodeling. Gene Ontology annotation, molecular function: histone H3K9 demethylase activity; histone H3K36 demethylase activity. Gene Ontology annotation, cellular component: nucleus. The record is from RefSeq and is a predicted model, not a curated record.
UCUCCCGGGCGGCGGGCGGCGGUUACGGCGGGUGCGUUUUGCUUCCUGCAGAUAGUUCCUCCGAAGGAGUGGAAGCCGCGGCGGUGCUACGAUGACAUCGACGAGCUCGUCAUCCCAGCGCCCAUCCAGCAGGUGGUGACGGGGCAGUCCGGCCUCUUCACGCAGUACAACAUCCAGAAGAAGGCCAUGACGGUCCGCGAGUUCAGGAGAAUCGCCAACAGCGACAAGUACUGCACACCCCGCUACACGGACUUUGAAGACCUUGAACGAAAGUACUGGAAGAACCUUACAUUCAAUGCCCCUAUCUACGGCGCUGAUGUUAAUGGCACGCUUUAUGACAAGCAUGUAGAUGCGUGGAAUAUUGGCAGAUUGAACACGAUCCUGGAUAUUGUGGAGAAUGAAAGCGGCAUAACCAUUGAAGGAGUGAAUACUCCUUACCUAUAUUUUGGCAUGUGGAAAACUUCCUUUGCUUGGCAUACCGAGGACAUGGAUCUCUACAGUAUUAAUUACUUGCAUUUUGGGGAACCCAAGUCAUGGUACUCUAUCCCUCCAGAGCAUGGGAAGCGACUGGAAAGACUUGCAAAAGGUUUCUUUCCAGGAAGUGCCCAAAGCUGUGAGGCGUUUCUCCGUCACAAGAUGACCCUCAUCUCUCCAUCAAUUCUGAAGAAAUACGGCAUCCCAUUUGAUAAGGUGACACAGGAGGCUGGAGAAUUCAUGAUAACCUUUCCUUAUAGCUAUCAUGCUGGCUUUAAUCAUGGCUUUAACUGCGCUGAAUCUACCAACUUUGCUACUCUUCGGUGGAUUGAGUAUGGGAAGCAGUCUGUACUGUGCUCUUGUCGAAAGGACAUGGUGAAGAUCUCCAUGGAUGUGUUUGUGAGGAAGUACCAGCCAGAUCGUUACAAGCUUUGGAAAGCCGGGAAGGACGUGACUGUCAUUGACCAUGCUCUUCCAACCCCAGAGGCAGCAGAGUUCCUUAAAGGGGAUCUCAUGCAAAAAGUCAAGAAUGGGAAACAGUGUGCUGAGGAAAUGGAAACAGGAGAGACGUGCAAAGAGGAAGUGGAUGGGGAUGAGACAAAAAGCAUCCCCAAGCAUCGCAUAGGAACAAAAAGGCACAGGGUCUGCCUGGAAGUGCCUCAGGAGGUGAGUGAGAGCGAGGCCUUCCCCAAGGAGGAGCUGAGUUCUGCGCAGUAUGAAGUGGACAUGGCAGAGCCUCGUGAGAGACCUACGAGUGAACUUGUGCAGCAAGGUGAACAAAGGCUCAAGCAUCCAGAUCGUGUGGACUCAGCCAAAUUUGAAGAACUGAAAACAGUGAAGCUUGAGGAGGAAGAAGAGGAAGAACAAGAAGCAGCUGCAUUGGAUCUCUCCAUUUCACAUGCUUCAAAUUCCACUUCAGUGUUGCCACCUUCAAAGCAGAGUGCAACGUCCAGUGUUCAGUCCAGUUCGCCUGCGUAUUCUGGUUCUUCAGACUCUGAAUCGACUGAUCUGUUGGCAAAACGAACUCUUCCUGGGCCAGCUGGGGUGCUUACAGUCCAUAGCUAUGCUAAAGGGGAUGCCAGCGGAUCUGACAAUGAACAGACUUCAGGAAAGCAAGCCAGUGCCACUGCCAGCGUGAAUGAGCAAGAACUGGCAGAGGUAGCAAAGGAGUACAUAAGAUCAAUGAAGGAGAGUAAGAAGUCCAAGGGUCGUCGCCAGCCAUUGAGCAAGCUGCCACGCCAUCACCCGCUCUUGGUUAAAGACUGCAUUAGUGAUGACGAGGCAUCAGAGCAGCUAACUCCUGAAGAAGAGGCUGAGGAGACAGAAGCAUGGGCCAAGCCACUUAGCCAGCUGUGGCAGAAUCGGCCACCAAAUUUUGAGGCCGAAAAAGAAUACAAUCGGACCAUGGCUCAGCAGUCUCCUUACUGUGCUGUUUGUAUGCUCUUCCAGACGUAUCAGGCAGAGUGUGGAGGCAACAGUCAAAACUCUGGAGUAGCUCCAGCUGCUGUGGAUGGGAAGAUCCGAACCAAACCCCUGAUUCCUGAAAUGUGCUUUACUACAACUGGCUGCAGCACUGACGUCAAUCUUUCAACGCCCUACUUAGAGGAAGAUGGAACCAGCGUACUCAUCACCUGCAAGAACUGCCGUGUCUGUGUUCAUGCAAGUUGUUAUGGUGUAUCCCCUGACAAGGCCACUGAAGACUGGAUGUGCUCCAGGUGUACAGAAAAUGCCUUAGAAGAGGACUGCUGUUUGUGUUCAUUACGAGGAGGAGCACUGCAGAGAGCCAAUGAUGACAAGUGGGUUCAUGUGAUGUGUGCUGUAGCUGUACUGGAGGCAAAAUUUGUGAACAUUGCAGAGCGGAGUCCUGUAGAUGUUGGCAAAAUCCCCCUGCAACGUUUCAGACUGAAAUGCAUCUUCUGCAAGAAACGAAGAAAGAGAAUUGCAGGUUGCUGUGUACAGUGCUCACAUGGUCGGUGUCCCACAUCCUUUCAUGUCAGCUGUGCCCAAGCAGCAGGAGUCAUGAUGCAGCCUGAUGACUGGCCAUUUGUUGUCUUCAUUACCUGCUUCAGGCAUAAGAUUCCAUCUCAGGCAGAGCGAGCUAAGGCUGCACUCCAGGAUCUGUCACCUGGACAGAUAGUCAUCAGCAAGCACAAGAAUGGUCGCUUCUAUCAAUGUGAAGUGGUCAGCCUUGCAAAGGAGACUUUCUAUGAGGUCAACUUUGAUGAUGGUUCCUUCAGUGAUAACCUGUAUCCAGAGGACAUUGUGAGUCGAGACUGUCUUCAGUUAGGUCCCCCUGCUGAAGGGGAAGUUGUGCAGGUGAGAUGGACAGAUGGACAAGUUUAUGGAGCCAAGUUUGUCGCAUCACAUGCCAUCCAGAUGUACCAGGUGGAAUUUGAAGAUGGGUCACAGCUGAUGGUGAAAAGGGAUGACGUGUAUACUCUUGAAGAGGAGCUUCCUAAGAGAGUGAAGUCAAGGCUGUCAAUAGCUUCAGAUAUGCGCUUCACAGAGAUCUUCGCAGAGAAGGAGGUCAGACAGGAGAGGAAGAGACAAAGAGUGAUCAAUUCACGCUACCGUGAAGAUUACAUUGAACCUGCAUUGUACCGGGCCAUCAUGGAGUAAGCGCUGCCUGUGGCAGAGGAAGAAGAUGCCCAUCUCCCCCAAGGAUUUAAAUGCUCCAGUACAACAGGCCAUAUUUGGAUGCUUCGAAUCCAGGGUUUUUUUGUUUUGUUUUUUAAGGAAGCUAAAAAGCUGAUGCUCUGCAGUAGCUGAAAGGCAGCUGUUGGAUAGUGAAACAGAUCCCAUUUGCUGAAGCUGAUGCCUGCAGACUCCUGGUCUGAAGUUGGGUCCUUACUGAAUAAGCCAGCUUGGGGGUGUUGCUUUCAUCUCGUCGAGCAGUCUUGCUUUUUUUAUUAGAGACAAUUUUGACAGGUGGCAAACUCUUCUGAGAGUUGUAGCCAGGAAUCUUGGCAGCUGCAGAAUAGUACAGUCUAUUGUUUUAAUUGAAUAAUGUUCCUGAUUUUGGGAGUCUCCCUGGUGACCACACCUGGGCUUGAGCAGGCAGUAUUACUGGUGCUUGAAAUUGAACCUCUUUUUAUAUUUAUAUCCAUCUUUUUUGUCGCAAGCAGCUUCAGUCUCUUGUUUCUCAGCACCUCCUUUCUGAGGGUUGAGCUAUAGGCUGUUCAGGUCCAAGCAGACAGGAGGUGCUUGUGUGAACAGGUGAAAUGUGAAAUUGAAUCCUAUAAGACAAAUUAUUUAACCCUCCGUUUAAUAUUUUUGUUCUGAUACUUGUUUUGACUGACUUAAUCAUAAGUUUAACUGUAAUAGUAUGUGCCUCAGAAUCAAUGAAUCUUUGUCUGGAGCCCUGCGCAGUGCAGCCUUCUAACAAGAAUAGGGUUUCAGCUCCCAAUAGACAUUUAGCUCCCAAAGAGUUUCUUUUGAAUUUCUCCCCACCCCCUCUAAGGCAAUAAUAACUGAAGGGACAGAGUCCUAACUCUCCCUUCUUGAAUCCAAGCAUCACAGUAUUGGGGAUGACAGGGCAGCAGUAUCUGAAGCAGUGCAGUACCUCUUCUGUGGCAGCACUGUCUGUCGUGUGGCUGCAGGCUUUUGCUUACAACAGCUAAUAUUGGGUCUGAGACAGAUAGACAGAUAAAGCAUGCACUGAACUGUAUGUAUUACUGAAAGGCUGUGCAAUGCUCUUCUGAAGCAGGAGUGCUGCUGUGUUGCUGUCUGGCAAAGGUUACCGCAGCAUUUUUAUAGAGUAUUAGUAGGGCACAUCUCAGUUGUGUUGGAGAGAACUUGCUACCCCAGCAAUAGGGAGCUGAGUUAAGCUGGGUAGUAGGUGCGCCCGGAAGAUGUGCCAACUUGCUCCUAGUAAUUUAAGCAUUAGCGCACCACAGUAGGAGCCAUGUAAAUACAUGUUCCUUUCCCGUUCUGUAGGAAAGGGACUUUAGGCUGUGGAGCAGAUUGGCCACCUUCUUUUUGCAUGGAAUGAUGGGGUGACUUUUCCUGCUGGAGAAAACUAUGGUUAUGUGUUCUCCAGAACCAGUUCAAGAGGAGAAUUUUCUAGUGAAACAGACGUAAUGCAUCCCUGCUUCUAUAGGGACUUGGCAAUGUGUCUGCAAAGCCUGGAUUUGUAACUUUUUUCCUUUUGUUACAUAGCAACGCUAUAAACCAAACUCUUCUGAAACCCCGGUGCAUCGAUUUGUGAUUAGCAAUAAAAUGUAGUAUGGUGUAGUGAUACAACUCUUGAUCAGAAAAGAAAUAAACUACAACUUUUAUAAAGAAAAUCUUACUUAUCCCUACAUUUUUAUAGGGUCAGGAGGCUGAUAUGAGUAGCGAAGAUUUGCACAACCACUGUUUUGCGUAGAGGUAUUCUGUCCCAUUUUUGUGGUGGAAUACCUGUUCAUCAGUAUUGGAAGGCUUAAACAGAUUCUGAAAGGAGACAGUGGCUUUCCUUUGUGGGUUUUUUUUUUGUCUUUUUCCCAUGUCCAAAACUCCUGGUCUCAGGUAUUAAAUCGCUUUCUGAUGAAUGGGAUAGUUGGCUUGAUAAAACUAGGGUCUGUUAAGACCAGAGUCUAGUAGCUGCAGUUACUCUGGUCUGGGGAAUGGGAACGAAAUUGCACUUUGAUGUCUUAGCUUGUACGUAAACCUCUCUGAAGUGACAUGCCGUGAGCAAACGUGGAGAAGAGCUGGCAGGGCCUUAACAACCUUGCCUCUGUUCUGUCAGCGUAUCUUAAGAUUUGAUCUUAACUUCUUGUAGGCUGAACACUACCUGUGUAUUACUGAAAAACAUACUCAUUGUAUCAUCUGCCAUUCUCCCUCCAGAGAAAAGGUGCCUGUGUUCAGGCUUUCUUUCCAAACUGCCAUAUAACUUAAAUGCACCUUUUAGGUGCCAUGUGCUACCUGUGCUGCAAACACCUGGCUUGACAGCUUCAUUCUAAAAUGAUGACCUAGUACAAAACAGCUGGAUUUGUUUGGAGUGCUGUUGUUCAACUGCAGCAAGUUUUGCCACCCACCUCUAGCAGUACUGAGUGACUUUCAAGAGCUCCUAUGCCCCGUAUUUGUUCUGGAAGAGGAGCUUUGUUAUGCCAUGUUUUCUGCAGGCUCCAGAUUUGCUCUUGUCAGUUGGCUGCACUGUGUUGGAAACUGCUGCCAUCCUGCACUCUGAGACAAAGGGCCUUCCCAAUUUUCCUGUCAGUUCUUGUGCUGCAUCGUUCAAAUGUGAGCGUACUUUACCUACUGCAGUGACUGAACUGCAUUUUGGCUUCUCUCUGUGAACUUAAAAAUGGUGACCCUAAUGUUUGACGGGUCUAUAUUAUUUGACUUUGCAAAAAAAUUGGGUUUAUGGCUUGAAGUAUAACAGGUAGCAAUAAAAGCUCUUUACAGAGCAGCUGUCUGAAAGGUACAUAUGCUUUCCGUUACCUGGACUUUGAUCUUGACUGAUAAUAAUUUUCUCCAGUGGUUUGUUUUUGGAAGUGUAUUUAUCCCUGUUACAGCAUCAUUCCAAUGAGGGCAAGGUGCUGCCAGAGUAUCAGCUAGGCAGGUGCUUCUUCAAUGUGUUCAGUAGGAAAUCACGCUCAAUAUGCCCCAUGGGAGCUCUGAUGGCCCUUCGUUAGGUCUGUUGCAUGUGCUGCUGCAGGCAGUAGACCUCACUUCAUUUUUCAUGAAGCUUCCAUCUGCGGCUGGUUCAGGCUGGACCCAUAAAAAGCAUUUUUAUUAUAAACUGAUAGUGGCUUGCCCUCAAUUCAGGAUGAGCUUGGCAAGCCAGUGAUUACUUUUUGUAAAGUUUAAAAAGGUGACUGUAUUCUUUGUAAAGCACCUGACUGCAGUAAUGUUUCUGCCUGUGGCUGGACUUCUAGGAGACCUUUUUCUCCAUCAGCAGACCCCUUAGAUGACCAGAGAUAGUACCAUCAGUAGUAGGACCCAUUCUCCUCGCUCCUCUUUCUUCCCAGUGUUUUGAGCUGGGUUGAAUUGAUUCUGCACUGGUUGAGGAGCAUAGCCACAUAUCCCAAGGCUUCCAAUGCAUCUCUGUUCUUCCAUUCUCUAACUGGGCUUCUGUUGUCUGACAUGUCUGCAGUUGUGCUUGUUUUUUAAUGCAAACACGGGAUGAAAUCAAGACUCUGGUAGCCUGUACGUUGUUUUCAAUUUGAUCGAGUAAUAAAUCUAACUUCAAAAUGGACAAUCUGUAGACUAAUUUAAGAACUAAAGCAAUGUAACCUGGAAAUUCUCAUCGUGCUUCCAAUUCUUCUGUUAGCAUUAUUCCUUUCUAAGCAUCGCCUUAAUACUUAUCCAGUGACUUCUCAGGUGUCUUUCAGAGAUGCUAAGUGGAGUUCUGUUAAGGACUCAGUCCAGCGUGGCUGUUCAGCUAGAACAGGGCCAGAGCCAUAAUCGUCCCUCCUCAUUGAAGUACAGACCUGAGACAUCUGCAGUAAGAGCUGAGUUGCCUUAGGUUCGCUCUGUAGCUGCAGGUGGCAGUGCCAGCAGAGGAGUCAUCAGAAAAUCUUACCUGGUGCAGAGUCAAACAGCUCUGUUCUUUACUUCAGUGUUGACUCUUGAAUUUCACAGUGCUGGUUAAGACUUGCUGAACUGGCAGGCAGAGAAAGGAGAUUCUUCUACCUUAGCUCAGGGAUUUUUGUUACUGAUACACUGGGUGACCUUGAGUAAAUUGCUUAUUCAUUGUAGUAUUAUUUCAGCCCAUAUCUUUGGAGCCUAAAGUGCCAGGUAUUCCUGGAGCCAGCUUUUGUAGUUUGGGGAAAUGUUAACAUCUCCUUUUCCGUGACAAAUUUGUAGACGUUGCACAGAAACUUUAAAUGUGUGCAGAUAGGUUAGUGUAAAGUGUGUAGUAUUUUAGGUUCAACGUGAACAACAUGGUGUAUUGCUAAAAGUCAAAAUAAGCCUUUUUCCUCUUUUCCUGUAAUUAUUCUUAAUUUCUUUGCAUUGCUGUUAGAGCUGUUCAGCAGCUUUGGAUUUCUCCUUCGGAUGAGUGAAGAGUGCAACACUUAGGUGUGGUGAGUGUGUUGUUGCUUGGUUCCAGUAAUGAGCAUAGCUGAGAGUGUGUAUCAGUAUUUGCCUUUGACCUCACCGGAAUGGUCUACAGAGGAAUGGGAAACAGUCACCUGAUGGCUAUCUUUUGAGGAACCUGUAGCAGAUCCACGCAGAAACAUCACCACAGCCGCCUUGCUGCAGCAUGAGUAAUGUGACAAUGCUGAAGUCAAAACUGUUCUGACAGCACCUGGAGAACAAGGGAAAUAUGUAGGGUGGUACUGGAAAAAGAUUAAAAUGGUAUUGUAUAUGUGUUAAUUCUAGACAAAACUGAGUGAAGGUAGGAAAGUCUGAAAAGAGGUGUCCUUGGCCUGUAAUUCUGCAUUUAAGCAAAGUUCUCACUUUUAUGAAUUAUUC